AUGGCAUCGAGCUCGCAUUCCACACCGUUCGGCGCGCCGCACCCAGCUUCGCCGUCGCUCGACCCCUACAGAGACCAAGCUGGAUUCUUGCCCUUGGUUCCUUGCCACAAGUGCGGAACCGUUUUCAUCGGGCGCGUGUCGCAGAAGCCUGGCAGCAAGGGGAAGAGGUUUUACAAGUGUCCACUGCUUGAGCAUAUCGACUUUGCGUGUGGAGUGUACUACUUUGAGGAACAAUAUAUCAAUUACUUGGUCGCCAAAGGCAUUCUUCCUCGUGCUUGUAGUCAGUUAAUAAAAUGCACACACCAGAAACAUAUUGCUGGAGAUUGGACCAAGCAGUUUGGAUUGAUGGGUGUGCUCUCCUAUUUUUGCCUUGCUUCAGUUGGAGGUUCUGACCUGGGUGCAUUGGUUGGUUCCAAGCAAUGGUGUCUUAGAGUUGGCGCCAUGAUGCUUACCGGCGUGCUGCGCUGUAGCACCGGGUCAACGGGGGACGACCUCUCUUGGGCGAGCGAGGUGUGGUGCCUCACCAUCAAACAGGUCCCGCGAGUCAGUGACGUACCCGGUGACGCGGCCAACAGAAUCCCAAACCCCCUCUGCAAGAAAGAAGCUAUUCCUCAGGAAGGAAAGCUAGUCCCCCCUCCUCGUGUCCUCCGCAUCUCGCAUCCUCGCCGGAAGGAGAAGAAGGACUACUCGACGGCGAUCCUGGAGAGGAAAAAAUCUCCGAACCGCCUUGUCGUCGAUGAGGCCACCAACGACGAUAACUCCGUCGUCGCACUGCACCCUGACACCAUGGAGAGGCUGCAGCUCUUCCGCGGCGAUACCGUGCUCCUCAAGGGUAAGAAGAGGAAAGACACUAUUUGCAUUGUCCUUGCGGAUGAAACCUGUGAGGAGCCAAAGGUUCGGAUGAACAAGGUUGUCCGCCAGAACCUGAGGGUGAGGCUUGGUGAUGUGGUUUCUGUCCACCAGUGCCAGGAUGUAAAAUACGGGAAGCGUGUGCACAUUCUUCCAAUUGAUGAUACAGUUGAAGGCAUUACAGGGAACUUGUUUGAUGCCUUCUUGAAACCAUACUUCCUGGAAGCAUACAGGCCCGCGAGGAAAGGAGACCUUUUCCUUGUCAGGGGUGGAAUGAGAAGUGUGGAAUUCAAAGUUAUAGAGACUGAUCCUGCUGAAUAUUGUAUCGUUGCGCCAGAUACUGAAAUAUUUUGUGAUGGGGAGCCUAUUAAGAGGGAGGAUGAGGAGCGUCUUGAUGAAGUUGGUUAUGAUGAUGUUGGUGGAGUUAGAAAACAAAUGGCCCAAAUCAGAGAGCUUGUCGAGCUUCCACUACGCCAUCCUCAGCUUUUCAAAUCUAUUGGUGUGAAGCCACCAAAGGGCAUAUUGCUGUAUGGGCCACCUGGUUCUGGAAAGACUCUUAUUGCUCGUGCUGUUGCAAAUGAGACUGGAGCCUUUUUCUUUCUGAUCAAUGGCCCAGAGAUUAUGUCGAAGCUAGCAGGAGAGAGUGAGAGCAAUCUCCGAAAGGCAUUUGAAGAAGCGGAGAAGAAUGCUCCAUCUAUCAUUUUCAUUGAUGAAAUUGAUUCCAUUGCACCCAAGAGAGAGAAGACCAAUGGAGAAGUAGAGCGUCGUAUUGUUUCACAGCUACUGACUCUUAUGGAUGGACUCAAAUCUCGUUCCCAUGUUAUUGUUAUGGGUGCUACAAACAGACCAAACAGCAUUGAUCCGGCUCUUCGAAGAUUUGGAAGGUUUGACAGGGAAAUUGACAUUGGAGUUCCUGAUGAAGUUGGCCGGCUUGAGGUUCUCCGCAUUCACACUAAGAACAUGAAACUAGCUGAAGAUGUUAAUUUGGAACUCAUUUCAAAGGAUACCCAUGGAUACGUUGGUGCUGAUCUUGCUGCCCUUUGCACUGAGGCUGCUCUUCAGUGCAUUCGUGAGAAGAUGGACAUCAUAGAUCUUGAGGAUGAGACAAUAGAUGCAGAGAUAUUGAACUCGAUGGCUGUUACAAAUGACCAUUUCAAGACUGCGCUUGGAACAAGCAACCCAUCUGCUCUCCGUGAAACUGUUGUUGAAGUCCCAAAUGUCUCUUGGGAGGAUAUUGGUGGGCUGGAGAAUGUCAAGAGGGAGCUCCAGGAGACUGUUCAAUAUCCUGUGGAGCAUCCGGAGAAGUUUGAGAAGUUUGGUAUGUCUCCAUCCAAAGGAGUUCUGUUCUAUGGUCCUCCUGGUUGCGGUAAGACCUUGUUGGCAAAGGCAAUUGCCAAUGAGUGCCAGGCUAACUUCAUCAGUAUCAAGGGUCCUGAGUUGCUUACCAUGUGGUUUGGUGAGAGUGAAGCCAACGUCCGUGAAAUUUUCGACAAGGCUCGCCAAUCUGCUCCUUGUGUCCUCUUCUUUGAUGAGCUUGACUCGAUUGCUACUCAGAGAGGAAGCAGUGUGGGUGAUGCUGGAGGUGCAGCUGAUAGAGUGCUUAAUCAGCUAUUGACAGAGAUGGAUGGCAUGAAUGCCAAGAAAACUGUGUUUAUUAUUGGGGCUACAAACAGGCCUGACAUCAUUGACCCCGCUCUGCUGAGGCCAGGGCGUCUUGACCAGCUGAUCUACAUUCCACUGCCUGAUGAGCAGUCUAGGCUCCAGAUCUUUAAGGCUUGCCUGAGGAAGUCCCCUGUGGCGAAGGAUGUGGACUUGAAUGCUCUUGCUAAGUACACGCAAGGGUUCAGUGGAGCAGAUAUCACAGAAAUUUGCCAGCGUGCGUGCAAAUAUGCAAUCAGAGAGAACAUUGAGAAGGACAUUGAGAGGGAAAGGCGGAGAAAGGACAACCCUGAGGCGAUGGAAGAAGAUGAAGUGGACGAGAUUGCCGAGAUCAAGGCGGCUCACUUCGAGGAGUCGAUGAAGUAUGCUCGGCGUAGUGUCAGUGAUGCUGAUAUCCGCAAGUACCAGGCGUUUGCCCAGACAUUGCAGCAGUCCCGUGGGUUCGGCAGUGAGUUCCGCUUCUCGGAGCAGUCGGCGACAGCUGGUGCUGCUGCAGCCGAUCCGUUUGCCUCUGCCGGUGCUGCGGCUGAUGAUGACGAUCUAUACAGCUAG
Miscanthus lutarioriparius is the source of this 3060-nucleotide messenger RNA. Lineage: Eukaryota; Viridiplantae; Streptophyta; Magnoliopsida; Poales; Poaceae. The record is from the annotation of a GenBank genome assembly.